Cynoglossus semilaevis (tongue sole) is the source of this 2210-nucleotide messenger RNA. RefSeq names its product oxysterol binding protein-like 10a (gene osbpl10a). Gene Ontology annotation, cellular component: membrane; cytosol. The record is from RefSeq and is a predicted model, not a curated record. Lineage: Eukaryota; Metazoa; Chordata; Actinopteri; Pleuronectiformes; Cynoglossidae. The transcript has 9 exons. Gene Ontology annotation, molecular function: cholesterol binding. Bases 306 to 2189 code for a protein of 627 amino acids.
GAGUCGGCAGGAGGGGGAAACAUCAUGUCAGCUUUAUUCCUUUUCUUCAUCUUCAGCUGCCCACGCACACAGCGACUCUGAGGCCAAAGGCGCAGCGCAGUCACUGCGCAUCUGCGUCCUCUCAUUUAGUUCUGCAGAUCCUGGCUCAUACUUAUGGUCUUCUGAAAAUCCAUCACCAUCACCAACCUUCACCUCCGCUGCUCCUGCUACAGCCCCUGGAGUGUGUGGUCCAUCCUUGUCUCCACCUCCUUACUCCUCCUCCUCCUCCUCCUGGUCCUGGUCCUCUCCGCCGUCCGGUAGCCAGGAUGGACAAGUCUGUCUACAGUCCGUGCCACGGCUCCAACAAAACAAACUCACCCUCCACGGAGCGUGGGAGCUCAUCUUCCAGGAAGACAGUCGUCGGUCGGACUGGAUCUAACAGUCCCACAGCUGGUUCUGGUUCUGUGUGCGGCCCGGUCGGAGCAGCAGGAGGUGGAGGAGGAGGAGGAGGAGGCAGCAGCAAGCGAGGAGCAGUGUUGGGAAACAGCAUGAAUUUUCCCCAGCAGCAGCUGCAGCAGCGCAGGAAGCAGUUGGAAGGAGUGCUGAGCAAAUACACCAACCUGAUCCAAGGCUGGCAGAACAGAUACUUUGUCCUGGACACAGAUCUAGGGCAGCUUCAGUAUUUUGUCAAUGAGCAGGGAAAAUCCCAGAAGCCUCGUGGGUCCCUGCCUCUCAUUGGUGCUUCUGUGACGCCCAGCGACGAGGCGCCGCACAUGUUCGUCGUCAACUCUGUCAACGGGGAGCUGUACAAACUCAGAGCUUCUGAUGCCAAAGAACAGCAGUUUUGGAUCACUCAGCUUCAGGCCUGCGCCAGACGACACUCGGACAGCAGCGCCAAGAUAAGGAAGCAAAAGGGUUCAGAUGAACACCUGAGUAUAGAGAGGUCGGGAGGUGGAGGUCAAGAGGUCAUGGGUUACUCGUCGGCUGGUCGGACACGCAGCUUCUCUCUGCUCCCUCACCUGACGCCAUCUUCAUCCCCCGCCCCCCAGAGACCCCCAGGCCACGCCGCGUCACCCAGCACCAUCGUCACCAUCACCCACCACAAAUCACCUGCUGCAGCUCGACGGAUCAAGAGUCAGUAUCCAGGUCGACUGCUGGAGGUCAAAGAAGUUAUGUCCCAGGCCGAGGGCCAACAAAGAAACCUGGUCCAGUCCAUAGACUCUUUACCCACCAAAGGCCCCGUCUCCUGUCUGGACCAGGACCUCCUCCUGCUCAAAGCCACGUCUGCUGCCACGCUCAGCUGCCUGGGCGAGUGCCUGAACAUCCUCCAACAGACCCAGAACCACAGCCAGGCACCACCACCUCAGUCUCAGGCCUGCCAACGCAACCACACAGCCCCUGGAGCCCCCUCCGAUGGUGCUCCUGUGUGGACUGUACCAAAGUCGCCCUCUGCAGGGGAGCAGCUGAAGAACGGAGGCGUGACUCCUUUGCGAUCAGCCGAGCCCUCGCCGGCCCUCAGGAUCAGGAGUCAGUCCCGUGGUGCUGAGCACCACUCCGGGCUUGAAGACAUCAGCCCCAGUGAGGAGGUCACAGACAUGGAGGACAAUGAUGAGGAGGAUCUUGGUGUUUUGGAUGACCAAAGGAGCGUCAUUCUUCACCUGUUGUCACAGCUAAAACUGGGCAUGGACCUCACCCGGGUGGUGCUCCCCACAUUCAUUUUGGAGAAACGAUCACUACUGGAAAUGUACGCCAACUUCAUGGCUCACCCUGACAUGUUCCUGUCCAUUACAGCUGGGUCCACUGCAGAGGACAGAAUAGUUCGUUUUGUAGAGUAUUAUCUAACUGCCUUUCACGAGGGGCGCAAGGGAGCAGUUGCCAAAAAACCCUACAACCCCAUACUGGGGGAGACUUUCCACUGUUCCUGGGAAGUGCCUAAAGACAAGAUCAAACCUAUGGUCAGAUCAAACCAAGGUUCAACCCGGGAGCCAAACAGGGGCCCCAAUAACUCAUCGCAGUGUGAGGACUCACAGAGCGGGUUCUACAGAGUCAAGUUUGUGGCCGAGCAGGUUUCCCAUCAUCCACCAGUGUCUGGGUUUUAUUGCGAGUGUCGGGAGAGGAGGACGUGCAUUAACGCUCAUGUGUGGACCAAGAGCAAGUUCAUGGGAAUGUCUGUGGGAGUGUCCAUGGUGGGAGAAGGUAAGUUGCCUUAGAUUACUUAGCUAUGUCCAUUU